This is a messenger RNA of Sarcophilus harrisii (Tasmanian devil), 2464 nucleotides long. It is a transcript of the gene UROC1, whose product is annotated as urocanate hydratase 1. Gene Ontology annotation, biological process: L-histidine catabolic process. The record is from RefSeq and is a predicted model, not a curated record. Gene Ontology annotation, molecular function: urocanate hydratase activity. Lineage: Eukaryota; Metazoa; Chordata; Mammalia; Dasyuromorphia; Dasyuridae.
CAAUUCCAGAACUUCGCAGUCAUUUUCCUUGCCAAGCCUGACUACAGCCCUCCUCCAGGAGCUGCCCAUCUCUGUAGCUGCAAGAAUGUCUAACCUGAGGGAGCUGUGCAAGGGGCUUCCCCUACACCCCCUGCCAGAGAACAAAGGGCGAAGGGAGGGGAUACCCCAUGCCCCUGUGAGAACCCCCAACCUCAGUCCAGAGGAAAAACAGUUGGCUUUGAAGAAUGCUCUGCGGUACUUUCCCCCUAUACAAGUCCACAAGAUUCUGGCACCAGAAUUUGCCCAGGAGCUAAAGCUAUAUGGGCACAUCUACAUGUAUAGAUUCUGUCCAGAUAUUGAAUUCAGGGCCUACCCAAUUCAGAACUAUCCUUGUAAGACUAAAUCAGCAGCAGCGAUAAUGCACAUGAUUAUGAACAACUUGGACCCUUCUGUAGCCCAGUUUCCCCAGGAGCUCGUGACUUAUGGAGGGAAUGGUCAAGUCUUCAGCAACUGGGCUCAGUUCAGAUUGGUCAUGUCCUAUUUGUCUGAGAUGACAGAGGAGCAGACCUUGGUCAUGUAUAGUGGCCAUCCCUUGGGCCUCUUCCCCAGCAGCCCCAGUGCACCACGACUUGUAAUCACCAAUGGAAUGGUAAUUCCGAAUUAUUCCUCCAGAAUGGAAUACGAGAAACUCUUUGCAAUGGGAGUAACAAUGUACGGACAGAUGACAGCAGGAAGCUACUGCUACAUUGGACCCCAGGGAAUAGUGCAUGGCACUGUGCUGACAGUGCUCAAUGCUGGCCGGCGCUACUUGGGAGUGGAAGACUUAAGCGGGAAGGUUUUUGUGACCUCUGGUCUUGGAGGGAUGAGUGGUGCCCAAGCUAAGGCUUCUGUCAUUGCUGGCUGUGUGGGGGUGAUAGCUGAGGUUGAUAAAGCUGCACUUUUGAAACGUCACCAGCAAGGCUGGCUGAUGGAAGUCACAGAUAACCUGGAUCACUGCAUUAAGAGACUCAGGGAAGCAAGAAAGAAGAAAAUUGUCCUUAGCCUGGGUUACCAUGGGAAUGUGGUUGAUCUUUGGGAGAGACUCGUCCAUGAGCUGGACACAACUGGGGAACUGUUAGUGGACCUCGGAUCUGAUCAAACCUCCUGCCACAACCCUUUCAAUGGUGGAUAUUACCCUGUGCAGCUCAGCUUUCAGGAAGCCAAUCAGCUCAUGGCCACAAAUCCAGCCAAGUUUCGGGACCUGGUGAAAGAAAGUCUGAAGAGGCAUGUAGCAGCAAUCAACAGACUUGCAGAGAAAAACUUCUUUUUUUGGGACUAUGGCAAUGCUUUCCUCUUGGAAGCUCAGAGAGCUGGUGCUGAUGUGAUGAGAAAGGGAGGCAAUAAAACAGAAUUCCGCUAUCCAUCUUAUGUCCAGCACAUAAUGGGGGACAUAUUUUCUCUGGGAUUUGGACCUUUUCGCUGGGUUUGUACAUCCGGGGACCCCCAGGACCUAGUGACCACAGACCUGCUGGCUACAUCCGUUCUGGAGGAAGCUAUCAAACAUGGAGUGAAAGACUCUGUGAAGCAACAAUAUGCUGAUAAUAUCCGCUGGAUCCGAGAAGCUGGGAAACACAAGCUAGUGGUAGGUUCCCAGGCACGGAUUCUAUACUCUGAUCAGAAGGGUCGUGUGGCUAUUGCUGUGGCUAUUAAUCAAGGCAUCGCUCAAGGAAAGAUUAAGGCUCCUGUGGUCCUCAGCCGAGACCAUCAUGAUGUCAGUGGGACAGACAGUCCCUUCAGAGAAACAUCCAACAUUUAUGAUGGAUCUGCUUUUUGUGCAGACAUGGCGGUGCAGAACUUCGUGGGAGAUGCCUUCCGAGGUGCCACCUGGGUGGCUUUACACAAUGGAGGUGGAGUUGGAUGGGGUGAAGUAAUAAAUGGAGGAUUUGGCCUAGUGCUUGAUGGAACUGAAGAAGCUGAACGGAAAGCUAGAAUGAUGCUCAAUUGGGAUGUGUCCAAUGGAGUGGCCCGGCGUUGCUGGUCAGGAAAUAAGAAGGCAUAUGAAAUCAUCUGCCAGACAAUGGAGGAAAACCGGAAAUUGAAUGUCACCCUUCCUUAUGAUGUGCUGGAUGAAAGCAUUUUGGGAAAAGCUCUACAAUGCUAGACAAGGAUGCAAGGAAGAAAUUAGGCCUUUUUGCUGUAUUCCUUUAACAAUAUUAAUUCUUAUCAUUUAUGCUUGCUUGCCUGAUUCUUAAUCAUUUCAAAGUGUCUUCCCAUUAAUUAUCUCAGCUAAGUACCAUUACCUGCAUUUUCCAGAGUGAGAAACUGAGACCAAGAUAGAAGUGUCAGUCCACAAGCAUUCAACAAAUGCCAUGUGUUAAGCAGAACUAGGACGAGAACUCAAGUUUCCUUGCUCCUAGUUUGUGUGUAUCUGUAGCAGAGGGACUUGGAAAAUCACCUUCCUACCUGCUACCUCAUUGUAGUAAUAAAGACCUAUGAUACUGGUGAA